UGGAACUAUAGGCAUGCACCACCCCGCCCAGUUUCAGGGGCCAACUCGGCUCAGGCCCCACACUGAAUACGAAGCCAAAGAAGACCAGAGGUACUGCCCAGCAGCUGCUAUGGAGCAGGUGACAUCUGCAGGCAGAAUGGUGCAGAUCACUGUGACGAAUGGCUAUGAUUUGAAAGGCUCUAAAGGAGAUACUCCGGUCACUGUUAUCCGAGCAGAAUUCAAUCAGGUGGUUCUGGGAGACUCUUCAAAAGUUACUGUUUCUCCUGAUGGAACUGCAAAAUACAACUUCACUAGCAGCUUUGAGUUCAGUCCUGAAGGAGGAAUCACUUUAGAUGACCUCGCGCACAAACCUGUAUUCUUAACCAUGACUGAAGUCUUACCAAAGGAAAGGAAACAGAAAGAAGAGAAGACCUUAGUUCUUGGUCAAGCCGUGGUGGACCUUCUUCCUUUACUGGAAGGAGAGACUUCAUUUGAAAUGAUGCUCCCCGUACACCCCGUGCAGGGCUCCCCGUUAGAAACUCCUCGGCCAGGCUCUCAGCAGUGCAGUCUUGGAGUUAAAGUGUUUGUGGCAGAGCCCUUACUGACCACGGCCCAGGCCUUAGGGAGCAACCUACUGAAGGUCACCUUGGAGGCCGCCUACUCUGUGCCUGAGUGUUUCAAUCCUCUAGGGCCCCCACAGAACUACAUGGUGGGUCUCCAAGUUCCAGCCCUCGGAGAGAAGGACUACCCCAUCUUAUUCAAGAAUGGGACUCUGAAGCUUGGAGGGGAGAGAGAACCUGUUCCCAGGCCCAAAAAGUGGCCAAUUGCCAACAUUCUUGCUCCAGGGGCCAAUAACAUCCCGGAUGCCUUCAUCAUGGGCAGCCCUUAUGAGGAGGAGGAAGGAGAGCUCAACCAUGCUGAGGACAGAGAAUUCAGGAGCCAAGCAGAGUGCGUAAAGAAGAGGAUUGUUUGGGACUUGGAAAGUCGCUGCUACCUUGACCCUCAUGCAGUUUCCAGUAAAGCUUCAUUUUCUCCUAAGAAGCAAUAUGAUGAAAUUGAUUUUUUGGCUGAAUAUAUGUAUUGUCAGAAUGAAGAUGAGAGCCAGCUGUCCUUUCACGGGGUAGCUUAUGUGAACAUGGUCCCACUGCUGUACCCAGGAGUGAGGAGGAUUCGGGGAGCCUUUCACGUCCACCCUUACCUAGACACUACAGUCUAUGAAAAGACCAAAUGUUUAUUCAGCUUGUUCCGGGAUACUGGCCAUCAUUUGAUUCAGAAUAAUAAAGUAGGAGCGGUUACCUCUCCACUGCCCAAAUCCCUUAUUUCUAAGACUCCGAAAGAAGAUAAAGCAGGCAAAGAGAAGGACACUGAUGGAAAGCUUAAGCCUAGCGAAGUGCAAGUGUCUAGUGUAAAGUCUCAGAGCUCAGAUACUCCCGUGGAAGGCGAAGCCCCUCUAAGUCACAAUCCGGAAGGACAGCAAUAUUCAGAAGCAGGGACGUACAUUGUGCUGGAGAUUGAGUUGGACAAGGCCUUGGUUCCAAAACGCCUGCCGGAGGAGCUGGCCAGAAGGGUCAAAGAAAUGAUUCCUCCACGGCCACCCCUAACCCGUCGGACAGGGGGUGCUCAGAAGGCCGUGAGUGACUACCAUGCACAGAUCAAGAACAUUUCUAGAGCGAUUCUAGAUGAGUACCACAAAAUGUUUGGAAAACAGGCGGCCAAACUAGGGUGUGAUCUCGACAGCGAGACCCUGGAGGAGCAGAAGUGCCAGCUCAACUAUGAGCUUAAUUGCUCUGGAAAAUACUUUGCUUUCAAAGAACAACUCAAGCACGCUGUGGUAAAGAUUGUGAGAGAGAAAUAUUUGAAGACAACAUCCUUUGAAAGUCAGGAGGAACUACAGACAUUUAUCAGUGAGCUUUAUGUGUUCUUGGUAGACCAGAUGCAUGUGGCCCUAAACCAGACUAUGCCGGAUGACAUCCAAGGCCCGGAGGCCACCAUCCCCACCAGCAGCGAGCAGCUUCGCCUCUUCGCGUUUGAAGCACAAGUCAAUGAGAACUUUGAAGUGGCAGCAGUGUAUUAUGAAGAGAGGUUGGUCCGUGAGCCCCAGAACCUGGAGUACUGGCUGGAUUAUGGUGCUUUCUGCCUCCUAAUUGAAGACAACAUCAAAGCACAAGAGUGUUUUCGGAAAGCCCUAUCUUUGAAUGAGAGUCAUAUCCAAAGCCUGCUGCUGUGUGGUGUGCUUGCUGUCUUGAUGGAAAACUAUGAGCAAGCAGAAAUUUUCUUUGAGGAUGCCACUUGUUUGGAUCCAACCAAUGUUGUAGCCUGGACUCUACUUGGUUUAUACUAUGAAAUUCAAAACAAUGGUAUUCGGAUGGAGAUGGCAUUUCAUGAGGCCUUCAAACAGCUUCAGGCACAAACGUUUCAAACACAAGUAAUGAUGCAAAAGAGCACUGGAACUAUCGAGGACAAUGAAGAAGGAAAGAGGAUAGAACCUGCUCCAAGCACCUGGGGAGUCACAAAGGAUGCUUCUGUCACAAUUCUCAAGGUGGAAGCUCCACAAGGAUCUGUAGCUGUGUUUUCCACUGUAGAUGAAGCUCUUGAAGAUUCUCCCAAACUUCAGUCUGAGUCACAAGAACCCAUACUGACUGUACAAUAUCAAGAUCCAACUAUUGGCCCCAAACCCUCCAGCAUGGUGUACAAGGAUAUACCAGACAAAAAAGUAUCAAAGUGUCAAGAUCUACCACCUUUUCCACAUCCUACCCCUCAUCAUGGUGCCUCCCAAACUCAUAGCAGCAUCUUCAUGGAGACCAUACGCUUCUUGAUGAAAGUCAAUGCUGUGCAGUAUGUGCACAGGGUGCUCACUCACGAGCUGCUGUGCCCCCAAGGAGGAGCCAGCUGUGAGUAUUUCUUGGUUCUGGCCCAGACUCACCUUCUCAAGAAGGACUUUGCUAAGGCAGAUGAAUACCUUCAACAAGCAGCCCAGAUGGACUACCUGAAUCCUAAUGUCUGGGGCCUGAAGGGCCACCUCUGCUUUCUGAGUGGAAAUCACACUGAGGCCAAGGCAUGCUAUGAGCGAACUGUUAGUUUUGUAGUGGAUGCUUCUGAGAUGCAUUUCAUCUUUCUGCGUCUUGGUCUUAUCUAUCUAGAAGAGAAAGAGUAUGAAAAGGCAAAGAAGACCUACCUGCAGGCCUGUAAGAGAUCUCCUUCCUGCCUUACUUGGCUGGGACUGGGAAUUGCCUGUUACCGGCUGGAUGAGAUCACGGAGGCUGAGGAUGCGCUCUCUGAAGCCAAUGCACUGAACAACUACAAUGCUGAAGUCUGGGCAUAUUUGGCUCUGGUCUGCCUGAAAGCUGGACGGCAACUGGAAGCUGAACAGGCCUACAAAUACACAGUAAAGCUGAAACUGAAGGAUGAGGCUUUGCUUGCAGAGAUCCACAUGGUACAGGAGAUGGUUGGAUUUGGAGAUCCAUCUUUCUGACAUUCUUAAACCGAAGAAUUUUCUGUGUGGGAUUCUGAGCUCCUUUCCAUAUGAAAAUUUUACCACAUGAACCUUGG
Messenger RNA from Octodon degus (degu), 3528 nucleotides. It is a transcript of the gene Cfap70, whose product is annotated as cilia and flagella associated protein 70. Gene Ontology annotation, cellular component: extracellular exosome; motile cilium. Lineage: Eukaryota; Metazoa; Chordata; Mammalia; Rodentia; Octodontidae. Gene Ontology annotation, biological process: cilium assembly; cilium movement. Gene Ontology annotation, molecular function: protein binding. The transcript is spliced from 28 exons. The record is from RefSeq and is a predicted model, not a curated record. The coding region runs from base 14 to 3451 and encodes 1145 amino acids.